Filobasidium floriforme is the source of this 1379-nucleotide messenger RNA. RefSeq lists its product as uncharacterized. The transcript is spliced from 4 exons. Bases 1 to 993 code for a protein of 330 amino acids. Lineage: Eukaryota; Fungi; Basidiomycota; Tremellomycetes; Filobasidiales; Filobasidiaceae. The record is from RefSeq and is a predicted model, not a curated record.
AUGGAUCCCGAACACAGUCGAAAGACUUCGCACGCUGCUUGUAGAGAUCUUAUGCAAAUGGAGACCGGCUGGUAUCGCCACAAGGAGCUGAACGAGCAGAUCGAGUACACAUGGGAGUUACAAACGUCCGGAAGCACACCUUGGGAUCCACCAUAUAUCCUCAAGGUGAAGCGCGGGGACAUCUGGGUCGUACGGCACGACAUACUUCCCUUUUUUGCCACUCAUGGAGGUGCCGCUCAUGGUGGUGAUCGACAAGGCAACCCGAAGAUCAAGGACUUGAGUCGGAUCUUCCUGGAUGGCUCUUUCCCGACUUGGUGGAGCGCUGACAUGUGUAACGCAGUCAAAAAGAGAUCGGAAGAAGAAUUUCUCAACAGGUCCGAGGGUCACAAGCGCGCCUACGCAAAAAAAAAACACCCCCACCCCGGACGAAUCGCAUGGGUUCUCGGCAAUGAAACGCGCAAUGGGACGGGUUGGGCCUUUUACCUUGAGGCGGUCUCUUCUGGGGAAAAGCUCCCCAUGACGGACAUACGCGGAGGAGCGUUGUCGAGGUUUCCAGAUGGAUUGUCGGCCCGCUUGUUAGUUCAGAAGUAUGGUGCAGAAUCAUUUCCUGACAACUUUCCGGGAUGGUUCCAAACCGAACUCAAGGAGAAUUAUCAAUGGAAGAGGCUAUUUGAGACGGCCUGUGAUUCGGUCACACGCCACAAUCGCGACAUGGCCUGUGGAGAUGAAACUGCAACCGUGGCCGGGACACAGACCGCGUCCGACGCUGGCCUUACCGAUCUUGCCACGACCGGAACCGAACAUAGUGAUCAUGAAACAGUGCUCACUCAAAUCACUCAGGGCGCCUCUACUGACCUUCAGCCUGGAAUCUCGACAAACCCGUCGUCUAUUCAAGGAGGCUCGCGUAACAGUGCCGGCAGGACUUCGCCCUACAACCCGAUGUCUCUUAGCGUCAUGCUGCACGACCCUCCCGAACCCAGCUCCAGCAUGUGAUCAUUGGCAUCCCAGUGGGCGAUUUCCAUGAACAAUCGCCUCAAUCGCCGAUCCAGUCUCAUCCCGAAGCUUCGCCGAGGUCAAGACCAAAAAGCCAAACCGCUCCCAAGGACAUUUCUUUCGAGUUCCUGUCUGGCGUUGUUGUACCCGUAUGCCUCUCGACAAACAUUCCGUUGCAUUCCAUUUCAUCUUCUUUUCAUUUCUAUCUCGUCUUCGCACGUCAACACACGGUCCACUUUAUAAGACUCGAUAUUCACUUCAUUUGACCCGGACGGACCAGCAGCCCGUCCCGUUAGCCCUUGCUGAUCUCCAUCUAGUUGACUGUGAUUUCACACAGCACCGAAACCCUGAUCAGUAAACAAAUACGCCUGCCGGCAUCUAGCAUC